CUUUUCUUUUCUUUUCUUUUUUGUUCUUUUUGGUUUUUCGAGACAGGGUUUCUCUGUGUAGCCCUGGCUGUCCUGGAACUUACACUGUAGACCAGGCUGGCCUCGAACUCAGAAAUCCGCCUGCCUCUGCCUCCUAAAUGCUGGGAUUAAAGGCGUGGGCCACCAUGACUGGUUGUUUGUUUGUUUUUCUUUUUCAAAACAGUGUUUCUCAGUGUAGCCUUGGCUGUCCUGGAACUCACUCUAUAGACCAGCCUGGCCUUGAACUCAGAGAUCCCCCUGCUUUUGACUCCCAAAUUCUGGGAUCAAAGGUGUGCACCACCACCACCUGGGUGCCCAGUUGUUAGUUUUUAAACUUACCAUUGCCCACUGUAAAAAGAAGUUUCUUUGACCAGAGCUGAUGGUAGCACUAUAUAUAAACAUAAACAUAAUUUUUUUAAACGCCAUUUGAUGUCUGCUUCCCGAGUGCUGGGAUUAAAGGCAUGCACCACCACGACCGGCCAGCAUGAGAGUUAUUAACAGCAGGGAGGAAGCUUCCCCCCCAACAUGAUUUUCUGUGUGUUGUAUACAACCAGAGCUCGUGCACUCUUCAGAAGUAGCACCUUACCACCCAAUUCUAGUGGGCAAACCACAUCUAUUGCCUGUGUGCUUUGGCAGGGGUCGGGGGUCGGGUGACUGCAUCUGUGUAUACAUGUGUAUGUGCCUGUGCCCUCAGAGGCCAGAGAGGGCAUCAGAUCUGUUGGCACUAGAGUUAUAUACAGAUGGCUGUGAGCUGCCAUGUGGUGCUGGGAACUGAACCUGGAUCCUUUGCAAGAGCAGCGAGUGCUCUAACCACUGAGCCGUCUGAUGCCUUCUUCCGUCCUCUGUCGUACACCAGACAUACAGACAAAACGCCCGGACACAAAGUAAAAGUAAAUAUUGUUCAAAAAUGUUUUUAAUUUGUAUUUUUUGAGUCUGGGUUUUUCUGGCUGACCUGGAACUCAUGUAGAUCUGCCUGCCCGUGCCUCCUGAGUGCUGGGACUAAAGGCGUGUGCCACCACCCAUAGCAUCAAACAAAUCUUAACUUCAGGUUAGGCAGCACAUUUGUCAAGUACUUAGUUUGAAUAUUAUCAGUUUGAAUAUUAGUUUGUAUAAAAUACUCUAGGAGUAUGUAAAUACAAGACGUAGCUAUAAUCUUGAUUUAAUAGACUAAUCAAAUUUGAAAAAAAUCAAUCAAAAUGAUAAAUGACACAUCAUUAGGUAUAACCUAUCUGAAAUGUGCCCAGAUCCAUAAGUAGGUAAAUCUGAGUGUAAGAGAAAUGUUCUUUUCUGGAGCUGUGAGUGUGUGUGUGUACAUACUGUAAGUGAGGAGGCUGGAAUGGGGUACGUCAUAGGAAGGAGUCUCUAAUACAGUGUUAACUGUGUGAGUGCUGGGAUUAAAGGCGUGUGCCACCACACCCGGCUGAUAAAUGUUUUUUAAAAGACAGAAGAGAGGGCUGGAGAGCUGGGUCAGUGGUUAGAGUUCUGAUUAGCUACUUCUCCAGAGGACUGGUUUUGGAAUUCCAGACAUAUACAUUGGGUGGUUCACAGCUCCAGGGAAUCUGUUUUCUUGGACUCCAUGGGUACCCAGAUUCAUAUGGCAGAUGCUCACCAAAUAUACACAUAAAUAAAAAUAAUCAAUCUUAAAAAUUAACAAAAGGACAGAAGAUAAAAAGUAAUAAAAUUUAGCUUCCUUAUACUGAAAUAAAAUGUUCCCAGUGUUAAGUCAUUGCUUGUUUUGUGCCGUAUGCUGUUUAAGACAUUGUAUAUUUCAGUGAACAAAGCAGAAAAAAAAAGUCCCUUGUCCUCUUUGAACUUGUGUUUUAGGAAGGAACUUAGCGUUGCCUGGUAAUGGUCACUGUUUAUUUUUAGCAUUUCUCUUACUCUUUUUAUAGCGCCCGUUUGCUGUGGUGGUGGAUAUGUGGUGGUGGAUAUGUGGUGGUGGAGAGCAGACCAGUUGCUAGAACUGAAUGCAGAUGUCUGACAGCAGGAAGAACAUUCUCUCAGUGCGGUCACUUGGCGGAACUGGUUUUGUACACACGGAGACAUCCUGUCUCUAGCAGUUCUGUUCUCUAGGCAGUGUUAUGCUGUGGUUGAUGAUCAUGAAGCUGGCAAGAGGAAAAGCUGAUCAACUCACUAGUGUACUUAUAUCGUCAGAUUCUGGAAAAAGCCAUUCAGUUAUCUGGGACAGAACAACUAGAAGCAUUGAAAGCUUUUGUGGAAGCGAUGGUGAAUGAGAAUGUCAGCCUCGUGAUCUCACGGCAACUGCUAACAGAUUUCUGCACACACCUCCCUAACCUGCCAGACAGCACAGCCAAGGAGGUCUACCAUUUCACCUUGGAGAAGAUCCAGCCUCGGGUCAUUUCCUUUGAAGAGCAGGUUGCUUCCAUAAGACAGCAUCUGGCAUCUAUUUAUGAGAAGGAGGAAGACUGGAGAAAUGCAGCCCAAGUGUUGGUGGGGAUUCCUCUGGAAACAGGACAAAAACAGUACAACGUAGAUUAUAAGCUGGAGACUUACCUGAAGAUUGCAAGGCUAUACCUGGAGGAUGACGAUCCCGUCCAGGCCGAGGCUUACAUAAACCGAGCGUCCUUACUUCAGAACGAAUCCACAAAUGAACAGUUACAGAUACACUAUAAGGUUUGCUAUGCGCGUGUCCUUGAUUACAGAAGGAAAUUCAUUGAGGCCGCCCAGAGGUACAAUGAGCUCUCUUACAAGACAAUAGUCCAUGAAAGUGAGAGACUAGAGGCCUUAAAGCAUGCACUGCACUGCACCAUCUUAGCAUCGGCAGGACAGCAGCGCUCUCGGAUGCUGGCUACUCUUUUUAAGGAUGAAAGGUGCCAGCAACUAGCUGCAUAUGGGAUCCUAGAGAAGAUGUACCUAGACAGAAUCAUCAGAGGGAACCAGCUUCAAGAAUUUGCUGCUAUGCUGAUGCCACACCAAAAAGCAACGACAGCUGAUGGUUCCAGCAUCUUGGACAGAGCUGUUAUUGAGCAUAAUUUGUUGUCAGCAAGCAAAUUAUAUAACAAUAUCACCUUUGAAGAACUUGGAGCUCUUUUAGAGAUCCCUGCAGCUAAGGCAGAAAAGAUAGCAUCUCAGAUGAUAACGGAAGGACGCAUGAAUGGGUUUAUUGACCAGAUCGAUGGAAUAGUUCAUUUUGAAACACGAGAAGCCCUGCCAACAUGGGACAAGCAGAUCCAGUCACUUUGUUUCCAAGUAAACAACCUCCUGGAGAAAAUUAGUCAGACGGCCCCGGAGUGGACAGCACAAGCCAUGGAAGCGCAGAUGGCCCAGUGAGCCCUCAGCGCUGUGCGCACUGCAUCUUUGCCACUUCGUGCAGAUUGAUUCACUGCCCCUCAAAGCAUUUGCAUCAUGACCUUAGACAUCUCAGCCUCCUUUGCUGGAUCCCACUUGAAGAAGAUGCUAGAGCAAGAAGUGCAUCGUUUAAACAUAAUAGCUCCCGUGAGAUCUGGGUCUGUGUAUUGAACUAACUCAGACGCUUUGAAAACUUGUUCUUUAAGUGGAAGUGAAAGACCUGAAGUUUGGGAUUUGUGAUCACUUUGUAGUCAUGUAAAACUUAAGUGCUUUGUGCCUCUCCACAUGUGGUUACUCUAAUAAACGGAGCGGUGAGCCAAAUAAAGGCAGUACUUGGUUUUUAAUUA
Messenger RNA from Mus musculus (house mouse), 3674 nucleotides. RefSeq names its product COP9 signalosome subunit 4 (gene Cops4). The coding region runs from base 2242 to 3309 and encodes 355 amino acids. Gene Ontology annotation, biological process: protein deneddylation. The record is from RefSeq and is a predicted model, not a curated record. NCBI's taxonomy places the organism in Eukaryota, Metazoa, Chordata, Mammalia, Rodentia, Muridae. The transcript has 10 exons. Gene Ontology annotation, cellular component: synaptic vesicle; cytoplasm; nucleus.